Molecule: messenger RNA, 3720 nt
Organism: Dermatophagoides pteronyssinus (European house dust mite)
Lineage: Eukaryota; Metazoa; Arthropoda; Arachnida; Sarcoptiformes; Pyroglyphidae
Product: solute carrier family 12 member 1-like
Biological process (GO): potassium ion import across plasma membrane; potassium ion homeostasis; cell volume homeostasis
Cellular component (GO): membrane
Molecular function (GO): sodium:potassium:chloride symporter activity
Source: RefSeq, a predicted model, not a curated record
ACCCGGACAAUUUGAUUACCGGUGCCGACCAACCAGUGUUUGUGUUUGUGUUUGUGUGUGUGUGUUUGGAUUACUUUUUUUUUCAAAAAGAAAAAAAAGAAUUUAAAAAAAAAUUUCUCAUUUUGUCUGUCAUCUAGUGUAAUAUAUGUGGAUUGGUUAAUGUGUUUGUGUGUGUGUGUCUGUCUUUUUUUUUUGGUAAUCUCCAGAAAUCUAAAUAAAUAACAAAAACACACACACAUCACAAACAUAUGAAAUUUUCUUUUUUUUAUUGAAAAAAAAUUAUUUCAAACUAUAAAAACGACCAUCAUCAUUAUUGGUAUCAUAUUUAUGAUUCCGGUUCCUUCGACUUUUUUUUUUUUUGAUUGAUUGAUUUGAUUCUAAAAAAAAACCUAAAGUGCCUAAAAUUUUGUUGUUGUUGUGAUUUUAACAAACGAAAAAUCAUUAUGUCGACAAAAGAACAACAGACCGGUACCGCUAACGGCGGCGGUGGUGGUGGUGGUGAAGAAUCUCGUCCAUUAAUUGUUGGUGGUGGAACAGCAUUGAAAAGUAAUCUAGCUAAACCACGUUCUGAUGAUAAUCAACCAACAUCGGCUCAAACACAACCAAAACAGAUUGUAUUUCGUACGGCAGCAUCAGCACAAGCAGCAGCUGCUAAUUCAGAGAAUCGAUUUCAAGUGGAUAAAGUAAAUGAUGAUGAUGAUUCAGAAGAUUCUGAAGAUUCAUAUGGUGAAGGUCUUUAUGGUAGUAGUGGUGCUGGUUAUGCAACAAAAAAUCUAAAAAGUUUUCGUCAUUAUACACGUGAAGCAUUACCACGUGCUGAUCAUUAUCGUAAUGUUGAAUCAGUACAUGGUUUUAUGGCACGGCCAACAUUAGAUGAAUUACAUGGUACACAGGCUACUGUUUCAUUUGAUAGUAAUACGGGUAAAAUUGUCAUACAAAAAGCUGGAGAACAAGCUGAAGAUGGAUCAGAUUCAAAAGCAGUUAAAUUCGGUUGGAUUAAAGGUGUAUUGGUACGAUGUUUACUUAACAUUUGGGGUGUUAUGUUAUUUUUACGUCUAUCAUGGGUUGCUGCACAAUCUGGUAUUAUUCAUGGUACAAUUAUUUUGUUAUUAGCAUCACUUGUAACCAUUGUAACAACAAUGUCGAUGUCGGCCAUUUGUACAAAUGGUGAAGUUAAAGGGGGUGGUACAUAUUAUAUGAUUAGUCGAUCAUUGGGUCCAGAAUUUGGUGGUUCUAUUGGUAUUAUUUUUUCAUUGGCUAAUGCUGUUGCUGUUGCUAUGUAUACAGUUGGUUUUGCUGAAACUGUUCGUGAUCAUCUUGGUCAAUAUGGUAAAAUGAUAUUUGAUGGUGGCCUUAACGAUAUCCGUUUGGUUAGUUCGAUUACUGUGAUCGUAUUGCUUGGUAUUGUUUACAUUGGUACCGAAUGGGAAGCACAAACACAAGUGUUUCUUUUAUUUAUUCUUUUGGCUGCUAUGGGUGAUUUCCUUAUUGGUUCAUUUAUGCCACCAACUGAUUAUCAGAUUGCACGUGGUUAUAUUGGUUGGAGCUCAUCAUUGAUCUGGGAAAACAUGUUUCCAGCGUAUCGGAAUGAAUCAUUUUUCUCCGUAUUUUCGGUCUAUUUUCCAGCUGCUACUGGUAUUUUAGCCGGUGCUAAUAUUUCUGGUGAUUUGAAAGAUCCAUCAUAUUCAAUUCCAUUGGGUACAUUUUUGGCUAUCAUCAUAACAACAAUCAGUUAUGUUGGAUUUCAUUUUAUUGUUGCUGCUAAUGUUGUUCGUGAUGCUAAUGGUGUUGUCGAAUUGGUUCAUCAUCCUGGUGUUAAAGAUGUUGUACAGGCUAUACGUAAUUGUAGUCUUGCACCCGAUGAAAUUUGUCAUUAUGGUUCGAUGAAUAAUUUUCAGAUUAUUGAAUUAAUGUCCUGGUUUGGUCCAAUUAUCUAUGCUGGUAUUUAUGCUGCAACAUUAUCUUCAGCAUUAGCCAGCAUGGUGUCUGCACCCAAAGUAUUUCAAGCUCUUUGCAAUGACAAACUUUUCCCUGGUAUUGCCUAUUUUGGUAAAGGUUUCGGUAUUAAUAAUGAACCUCGACGUGGCUAUUUACUUACAUUUUUGAUUGGUUUUUCUUGCUGCUUAAUGGGUGAAUUGAAUCUUAUUGCACCAAUCAUUUCAAAUUUUUUCUUGGCCGCUUAUACAUUGAUUAAUUUUAGCUGUUUCCAUGCUAGUUGGAGUAAAUCACCCGGUUUCCGUCCAAGUUUCAAAUAUUAUAAUCUAUGGAUAGCAUUAUUUGGUUCUUUUCUUUGUUUGGGAGUCAUGUUUAUGACCGGAUGGGUUCCAGCAUUAAUAACAUUCAUUAUUGUAUUUGCUCUACAUGUUUGGGUACAAGCUCGUGCUACUGAGGUCAAUUGGGGUUCAUCAACACAAGCGCAAACACAUCGUUCCGCUGUUUCCAGCGUCUAUAAGCUAACCAUGUUACCUGAUCAUGUGAAAACAUAUCGUCCACAGAUAUUAUUAUUAUCCGGUAAUCCACCGGCAAGAUCGGAUUUUGUUGAUCUUGCUCAUUUAAUAACAAAAAAUACCGGUCUUUUAAUCUGUGGACAUAUUGUUACCACACCGAUUUCUGUUCGUGCACAAAAUGCAUUGCUACAUGAUGGAAAUCUCUAUCUAAUCAAUCGAAAUAUGAAAGCAUUUUUCAAUUUAAUACAAGAUUCAAGUUUUAGUCAAGGUGUUCGUUCAUUAAUGCAAGCAACUGGUAUUGGUAAAUUACGACCAAAUAUUGUAAUGCUUGGUUUUAAACGUGAUUGGAUUGAUAGUCAACCAAAAGAAGUUGUUGAAUAUUUCAAAGCAAUUCAUGCCAUUUUUGAUUAUCAUUUCUCAAUCGUUAUUGUACAUGUACCGAAUCGUAAAGAAGUUACUAAUGGUGAUGUCAAACCAUCGACUGCACCCGCUCCUGUUUUAGGUGAUAAUAACAAUAAAGAUACGGCUGUUGUACAAAUGAAAGAUGAAGCUAUACCACAAGAUAGUUUCUUCUUAUCAAAACAAAAGAAAGGAUAUAUUGAUGUAUGGUGGUUGUAUGAUGAUGGUGGCCUUACAUUAUUAUUACCAUAUAUUAUUCGUACACAAUCACAAUGGAAAGAUUGUAAACUUCGUGUAUUUGCUUUGGUAAAUAAAAAAUCUGAACUUGAUGCUGAACAAAGAAAUAUGGCACAAUUAUUAUCAAAAUUCCGUAUCGAUUAUUCGGAUGUUAUACUUAUCACUGAUCUAUUAAAACCACCAGAAGAAUUUUCUAAACGAGAAUUUCAUAGAAUGAUUGAAAAAUUUAUUGUUGAUGAUUCAGAAGAACGACAUGAUGCUGAACGAAAAGAUGGUAUGACAAUUACCGAAACAGAUUUGAUUCGAUUCAGGGAUAAGACUUAUCGCCAUAUUCGUCUUCGUGAAAUUUUGCUCAAUUAUUCCAAGGAUUCAAGACUGGUUGUUAUUACAUUACCUAUGCCACGUAAAAAUUCAUGUCCGGCUGUAUUGUAUAUGGCAUGGCUGGAAACAUUGACCAAAAACAUGCCACCUAUGAUGUUGAUGCGUGGUAAUCAGACCGAUGUAUUGACAUUCUAUUCGUAAACAAAAUUAUGGUCAAAUGAUUAUUCCAACUAUAUUUCCAUCCAUACUAAACAGACAAACAAACAAAGUGAUCAUUUUUGAUGUUGAUAUCUGAUUAAAAUAGUAGAAAAAUUUC